Molecule: messenger RNA, 6551 nt
Organism: Paramuricea clavata
Lineage: Eukaryota; Metazoa; Cnidaria; Anthozoa; Malacalcyonacea; Plexauridae
Source: the annotation of a GenBank genome assembly
AUGGCGGAGUUAAAUUGUGAAAACGAUAAAACAAGUGCGAAAUGCGAGUUUCUGAGGGCAAAAAAUCCAAAAGGAAGAUUUGUAAGUUCGGGAAAGUUCAAAGAAAAUUUAGAUAAGGUUGCAGUGAUGCAAAAAGGAAAGAUUUUAAACGAGCGAAAAAGGAAAUUGGCGGUGUGCAACGACGAAAACGAGAGGGCAAGCGACGACGAUACAUCAAAGACAACGUUAAAGAGGCCGAAAAGGCAACAGCAGGUAACAGCAAAUUUUUUUCACAAAGUAAAUUUUCUUUUGUAUUUUCACGUUAUAUUUUUCCAGUCUAAAAUAAGUUAUAAUUGUUAUGCUUUAUAGACAACUAGCCAACUUGUCGGGUCGAGAGUAGUUGAUAUCGACACAUUGAAAAAAGGACUGUCAAAAUGUUUAGCUUGCGGUAAAGGUAUGAACUUACAAACUAUAAAUAAAUCUUAUAUAAUAAAAAUACAAUAACUAAAAAGACACUUCUUUCCUUUAUUCUUUUACAUUUUAAAUUUACUCCUUUAUAUAAAAAAGUUUUGGGUGCAAUUCUUAAAGAUACUCUAAUGAUUUACAACAACAAUAUCAGUCUCUUCCUGCAGUGGCAUAGCCAAGCUGAUAAAUGGGGGGAGGUGGGGGGGGGGCAUAUUCAUAUAUUCAUGUUUGCAUUAUUAAUUUAUUUUGAAAUUCAUUGUUUUUAAUUAAGGUCUGUGAACAUGAAUAUAUGAAUAUGCUCCCCCCCCCCACAAUUAUCCAGCAUGCUUUGGCACUGUCUUAAAUAUAUGGACAAAUAAUGUAAUGAGACAAUGUUAGUGGAUGUUAAAUAAACCAUAGCACUUGCUCAUUUACUGAUUACAAAGUCUUGUCAUUAACACCUUCCAUAAUAAACUAGGUCCAUUAUCCUUGGAUGACAUCAAGCAAGAAAAACUGUAUGGCCUAGGAAGUGUAUUUUAUGUAUUCUGCCAAAACUGCUUUCAACUAAAUGAAGUUUGUACAUCAUCUCGACAUAAAUCAGGGAAGCGUGGACCGCCUUGUAUGGAUGCAAACAGCAGAGUGGUAUUGGGAAGUUUACACACUGGGAUGGGACACACACAUGUCAAUCACCUGCUUUCCACAAUGAACAUACCCACAAUAAGCCAUAAAGCAUACAAAGCUCGUGAACGUGAAGUUGGUCAUUGUGUUGAGACUGUUGCCCAAGAAAGCUGUAGCAAAAUAACCUGUGAAGAAAAAAAAAAUAGCACAUGUGUGACUCCAGAUGGUUUUGUAGAGAUGGCUGCAUCAUAUGAUAUGGGAUGGCAGAAAAGAGGAAAGGGUCACAAUUCCUCAACUGGGCAUGGUGCUGCUAUGGGCUUGGCAACUGGAAAAGUGAUGGAUUAUGCCACUCGUUGCAAAAAUUGUAGGUUUUGUGAAGCUGCAAUGGCAAAGGGGAAACAAGCUACAAAACACUACUGCAGAAAAAAUCAUGAAGGCUCGUUAAAAUCCAUGGAAAGUUCUGUUGCCUGUGAAUUAUGGAACAAGGCACCCUUGUCAAACACAAGAUACACCGUAUAUAUUGGGGAUGAUGAUUCAACCACAUUGUGUCAAAUGCAUCAAAAUGUGCCCUAUGGUGUUGAGAAAUGGUCCGAUAUAACACAUACAAAAAGAUCGCUAACUACUAGGUUGUACAAUAUUAGUAAACAUAAAUUCAACAACUGCUCUACAUUGUCACACAAGGUGAUAAACUACCUAACUAAAUGCUUUAGUUACUGUGUUGCACAAAACAAAGGAAACCCUGCCCAACUAAAAAAGUCACUCAAACAAAUUGUCCCACAUGCAUUUGGCGAUCACACUUCAUGCAAUUCAUCAUGGUGCAAAUUUAAUGAUAACCCGACAACCUACAGACACAAGGAUCUACCACAUGGGAAAGACCUAUUUGGUGAAAAGCUGAAGGAAGUUUUAACCGAACUGUUUGCAGAGUAUUAUACAGAUACUGUUAUUUCAAAACUUGCUCCAUGUGCAAACUCUCAAAGAAAUGAAUCAUUGAAUAGUGUUGUUGGCACAAAGAAUCCCAAAACAAGGUACUAUGGAGGCAGUGAAAGUAGUGACUUUCGUGUAGCUUGUGCAAUUGCUCAAGUAAACACUGGCUAUGGUUAUGUAAGCAGCACAUUGGAAAGAUUAAACAUUGAACCAGGUAAAUUUUGUGAGGACUAUGUUGCCAAAAUGGACAAAAAGUCAACUACUGCUAAAGCAAGAAAAGCAAUGAAAGAAGUAAAAUGUAGAAGAAAUGAAUUGAAAAAUAAGAAAAGUGCAAAACUUGCAAAGAGCGAAAUAAAGGAAGGGAAAACGUAUGAGAGUAACAUUGGACUAAACUUACAGUUGCCCAGCAAUAUGGCUAAUUCUGAUCCACUGCAAACCCUUGAGUCUAUAACUAAUGAACAACACCAGAGAUAUGAGAAACUAGUUCCGCAAGUCCCAAUAAAACAAAAUAAUUGUAUACAAUAUGAUGAGACAAAAACAUACAAGUUUAUUUUGUUCGAUACCGAGACAACCACCAUGGGAAAAGCAGCAGAAAUUUGUCAAUUGUCGGCGAUAGGUGAUGUGGGACAAAAUGAAUUUUCACGCUACAGAAAUUAAUAAACUAGAAAUUUUUAAAGUAAACGGGGAAAGAGUACUCUAUCACCAAGGCCAACCUGUGCAGAGUAGCAGUUUAAAGGAAGCCCAAGUGUCGUUCAUCAAUUAUAUAAACAAAGUCAGUACGAACGACAAAGAAAUGAAAGAAUGCAUACCUGUUCUGGUAGGACACAAUGCGAUGACCUUUGAUAUCCCAAUUCUUCUCCGUACUUCAAUUCCACCGUUUAUGACAGAACUGAAACGUUUGAAUGUUCAUUUUGGAGAUAGUUUAAUCUUAGCCAAGCAAAUCUUGAAAGAGGAACAUCCUGCGCUUCGGUUGUCUGAUAAUACAUUUUCCAAAGCCUCGUUGGGAUGCCUACAUUCGACCUUAUUUGACCAGUCGUUUCCAGCACACGAUGCCCUCGAAGACGUUAAAGCACUCCGAAGAAUUCUUUUUGAGUCCAAUUUGACAUUGACCAGUGAAAUUAUCGUUUCAAAAUCAAAUGUCAUGUCGUGUGAAAAUGCGUUGGCUGUCGUCCAGCAUAUGGAUCUGUCUUACGAUCGAUUCCAAACGUUUAUGGGCAAUCUCCACAAUCCCGACAAAAAUAGAAGUGUUAUUUCGAAGUCAAUGGCCAAUAAGAUAGCAGAGAGUGGCAUGACAUUCACAGAUCUGGUUGCAUUAUUCAGACAAGGUGGAUGUGAAGGCAUCAUUGCUGUCCUUGGCUUGCCACCUACGACCAUGCGAACUUCAAAACCACGGGUAACAAAAAAUCGAAGAAUUUUGAACGCUAUAUGUUCAUAUUUUGUCUCUUCAGUGUAAUUUGUAGAUCUUACUAUAAUUUUCCAUCAUAUUACUCAAUUAAACGAGAAUAUUUUUUAAAAAUAACGAUUAAAGUUGUCAAAUAUUUGUCUUGUUUGUUGGUCUCGCCAUUUCGAAUGAAUCCUUGCCACGCGCUGACGCGCGUGUGUUUUCUCGCGAGUAAUUUGCUGACGUCAUUAUAAUUUCAAUAUUUCCGGACAAAAAGCUUUGUAUCUCAUUAUAUCACCUGGUGACCUAUGUUGAAAAUUUGCGUAUGGUUUUGUAACGCUGAAAACUUUCAUCGUACAAAUGCCAAAAAAAUUUUACAGAAGAAUAUGACAUUUUCGCAUUUUCCAAAAAAAUGGCAUUACAGAAUUUUUUUAUAUUUUGCUAAUUGUUAGCUUUUCGUCCAAGUAAAAUAAUGCACGAAAAAAAAAUGGGGGUCACCAUGCUUUUUUUCCAACUAUACGAGGCGAUAGGCCAAUUUGGAGUGAAUUUCGUACACGUAUGUCGUCAUAGCAACGAACUAUCUGUUACUAAAACUAAUAUAAUUUGAAAGUAGAGUUAUCAAAAUAUAUAAAAAAACCAAUAUCUGCUGAAUAAAUCCUAAAAAUGCGUAGUUUGAACAUGUCAAAGUGUUAAACACCUGAAUUUUUGAAAACUGUAUCGAGCCACCUUAAAUGUGAAUUGAAAUUAACUGCUUUUUGCCGAUCGCGAUAACUUGAGCUCAACUUAUUACUCGCACUUUGAAAUGAAAUAAAUUUAAUUCGUAUAGAACGCUAAUGAAAAUAAUUUGCUUUCCUUUUUAUCAUGAACUUCUACAAAAGAUAAUUUAACUAUGAAACUUUCGCAUACAAUCCAUAGGAAAGACUUGAACAACAAGAACAAAGUUUAUAAUAUUAAUACAAAGUCAUACAUAAACAAUUGAAACAAACUUGCCCUAUAGGCUAUACAGAUUUCUCAUAGUAAAUCAAUUCUUAUAAAUUUUUACGUUUAAAAAUUGAAAAAAGUUUGAUAAUUUGUUAUGUGAAAUGAUUUUCCAAGCUUUUUCUUACAUGUAAUUUUUGUAAAAUACAAAACAAUAGAUACUCCGAAAAUUGAAAGCAUUUUGAAAAAUUUAUUUCGACGUUUUGACUAAACUAUAGUCAUCACCAGGAAAUGAAUGAUCAUUCAUUUCUUGAUGAUGACUAUAGUUUAGUCGAAACGUCGAAAUAAAUUCUUCAAAAUGCUUUCAAUUUUCGGAGUAUCUAUUGUUUUGUAUUUUAUCAAAAUACUCAGUGGUUCCCGUAAUUUCUGCAAUUUUUAUAUUUUCCCUUUCUUCACUCCUGGCAAACAGCCAUAUUUUGAGAUCAGUGAGAUGACCACCCAUACACCCAUGAACCGCGCCCGCGAUAAUUGAUGAACUUUAGACUUCGCUAGUGCGUUCCUUUUCCCGGGUGUAAAUAGCCGGCGGGAGGAUUAAUAUCCUCGCCCCGGGCUUGCGCCCAGUUGGCUCGGGGAUUAUUUGUGCCGCAGGGGGCGAGCAUUACAUUACAUUAUUAUUCAGCUCAGUCUCCAUUGGGACUUUUCAGUGACAGCAAUUACAUCAAGUAUUACGCUUAUUUAUGUUACUUACUUAACCUAGACUAUCUAUUUUUGCAACAAUUGUGAUUACUUUCUUAACUGUGUUUAUUCUAACCCACCCUGUGACGUCAACUUUCCCUGUGGGAGGAAACCGGAGCAUCAGGAGAAAACCCACCACUUUCGGCAUCUCAAUAUAAAUGGAGCCGCAAGGCAUGUUGAUUGCAAUUGAAAAGUUGCGCAAACUUAUGAAUGUAUUUAAACAAGACGCCCGCUAGGCGUUAACCUCGGGUCGGUGCAUAGGGCAUCAUCUGGUAAACAUGCAAAGAUCGUGUAAAUCAAUAUAGUUUAAUAGUUCACUAGUAUAAAUGGUGAAUCAGUCAAUCAAAGCUCCGUUUUAACAUUUUAUUGAUAAUAGUUAAAUACAGGAACAAUUUAGAGAAUUUACUGACGCAAAUAUUUAACUGUAUUUAUUCAUUAUUUGGGUUAUUUUGCGGACGAGUGAAUGAUAUACAUAGCUACUUCACUACUUCAUCUUGUAUUUAGUAACACUAACAGACAAUAUUAUCAGUCUAUUUGUUGAUUGCACAUAGCAGGACGACAGCACUUCAGAUAUUUUUAAAAUAUAUCAAAGUACCGAAAAUAUAAUUAGGUGCAUAUAACUGAUCCAUCAUUAGUAAUAGUUGUACCACAGUCUCAACAGUCGAAGAUUGUAAUGAGUUGACAGUUGGCAAAAUUGUUGUCUACCAGUUACAGUAAGAACCAUCCAUAAAAUGCUUAGCAGUAUCAAACAAGUGAAAGUUGGCCGCGGUAUUCCCAUGCUAUGCAUACGAAGUAUUGUACAUUAUAUCAACAUAUACUCGCGAAUAGUUAUUCAGCUAAACAUGUAUGUCAAAAUUAUCGCACCUUCUGGUUUUAAAUCAACAAUUUUGACGGAGUUUGUGCAAGGACAGCUACGGGUUCCGUUUCGCUUUUGCCGAUGCUUGAAAUUUCCAGGAAGUACACUUAUUUACCGCAAGUUGUCGUCUCCUCCGCAGGCUCUUCGACUACGCGCGCGGCUCGACACAAAAUGGAAAGAAAAAUAGGAGCCGAAUUUAUGACCUCGGUGUCGUACCGACCCGAGGUAAUUAACAGCUAAAAUGAGAUUAGCCGAAGGCGUGUUUAAAUCACGUUUAAUUAAGAGGCAAUUUUUUUCAAUGUUGCGUAUUUGCAACGAAAAGUGUUCAAAACCUAAAAUCUUUUUGGCGUUCCUCUCAAAAUUACUUUGUUUUAGCUUUCUUCUCUAGUUUAUAGAGUUGGCUAUCUUUUUAAAUGCACCUUCCGGUUGAGAAACAUAAAAUAAUAGUUAAAAAUUGUCAAUUAAAAUACAAUUAUCAAUGAUGCUUUAAAAUUGACGCCAUAUUUACAGCCAUGCAUAUAAGCAAAACGUACUGAAUUUCAGACAUCAUCUUCUCUUUGACGUCGACGUAUUAUCGAAAAUCUCUUCAUUUUAGCAUUAUUUAACCGGCAAAGCAUUAAACAUACUUUUAAAGCUUGUUUGCCGAUUGAGAAACGUAUCCAAAAAUAAAAUUUUUGAAUUUAGUCAUAACCUCAA